Molecule: messenger RNA, 2208 nt
Organism: Mycosarcoma maydis (corn smut)
Lineage: Eukaryota; Fungi; Basidiomycota; Ustilaginomycetes; Ustilaginales
Exons: 1
Coding region: 1-2208 (735 amino acids)
Biological process (GO): protein import into peroxisome matrix, docking
Cellular component (GO): cytosol; peroxisomal membrane
Molecular function (GO): protein binding
Source: RefSeq, a predicted model, not a curated record
AUGGCGUUUCAAUCCAUGCUCAACGGAGCUGAAUGCUCCACCUCCAACAAUGGUCUCGCUCAGAUGCUUAAGCAUACACAACAGGAUCGCUCUAUUCAGCAGGGCGAUCGUACUUUUACAGGUCAACCUCAAACGGGUUCUACUGGCAUGCGCCAACAGCAUCAAGCCGGUCUCAACUCGGAUGCAGAUGCCUUCUUCCGCCAGCAGCAGGCCGCUUCCAUGCCCCGUGGCGCAGCUUCGUCCGCUUUCGACCUUCAAGCUAUGCGCAACGAGCUCAACAGUGCCGUACCCUCUUUCCAGCACCCCAACGCUGGUGCCGCUUGGGCGAGCCAAAUGCCACGCAAUGCCACUCCAUCGAAUGCAGACAUGGAAGCCGCUUUCGCCAGACGAGGUGCACCGGCUAGAUCAAUGCAGCCACCAGCAGGAUCGUCUGCGUGGGCUCAGCAGUUUGGCUCGUCCCAGCAUCAGCAGCCAGCAGCUAUGCAUCAGAGGCCUGUUGGCUCCGGCUCCGGCUCCGGCUCCGGCUCCGACCCUUCAGCCGCCUAUGCUUCGCGUCCUAUCAUGGGCUCAUACGGCGGAAUGGGCAUGGGCAUGGGCAUGGGUGGCAUGGGAAUGAGUAUGGGCAUGAUGGGAGGAAUGGGCUCCAUGCAGCAACAGCGGCAGUAUCAGCCGCAGCAAACACAGUCCUCCCAGUCUCGUUUCACCGAGCUCGACGAUGCAACGUGGGAGGAACAAUUCAAGAAGCUUGAUGCAGAGCAAUCCGAGGCCGAAUCUAAGGGCAAAGGCAAAGCAAAGGAGUCCGAAGCCGAUCUGCUCCCCUCGGAAGCUGAGCAAGCCGAAUCCAUCCGUCGCGAGCUGGAUGCAAUCGAGCAGGAACUCACCGCCGACGGUCAAGAAGCCAACUCGCGCUUCGAGGAUCUUUGGCGAUCCAUGAAUGCACGCAACGGCAUCCCGCCUUCGUCUGCAGACGCUGAAUUGGCCAAAUGGGAGGAAGAGCUUAUGAAGUCGAGAGCCGACGAUGAUGGUGAGCAAUUCGGCUACACCCACCCCUCGGGUGGCCUCGGUGGCGGUCAGCAUGGUCUCGACGAGAUGGCGGCGCUGGACGGCACUGAAGAUGCCCUUUUAGAUGGCUUUGGUGUCGUUGGCCCGGACGGAUAUCCUCGGCUUGGUCAGUACCGAAGGAGCCAGCAAAACCCCUUUGAGACACAUCCGGAUCCUCUUUCGGAAGGAUUGCGUCUGCUCGCCAACGGUGGCAACUUGUCAGAUGCGGCCUUGCUCUUUGAAGCUGCAACGCAGCGUGACACCCAAGGCGGCACGGGAGGCGAAGUCGAGCGCGGCGAAGUGGACAGAUCGCGUCGCGAGCGAUCUGAAGCUUGGCGUAGGCUGGGAGAGUGUCAGGCGAUGAACGAGAAGGAGGCACAGGCAAUUCGCGCGCUUGAGGAAGCCAUCAAGAUUGACGAGAACAACCUCGAGGCGUAUAUGUCGCUUGCUAUUUCCUACACCAACGAAGGUUACGACACGGCAGCGCAUCAGACGCUUGAACGCUACAUCUCGCGCGCUUAUCCCAACAUCAAGGCAGCGCCUCUGUCCGCCGAGAUUUCAGGCUCCAAGGAUCCGAUCGAGGGUACCGAGGGCAACCCGUGGGCCAGCCUGAACCGCGUCACUGACCUCUUCCUGCAAGCUGCUCGACAGGGCAACAGUGCGGGUCAGAUUGAUCCUGAGGUGCAAGUAGGGCUGGGCGUGCUGUUCUACACCCAAUCCGCCUACGAACAGGCGCAAGAUUGCUUUAAUUCGGCUCUCAGCGUACGACCGAACGACUUCCUGCUGUGGAAUCGUCUUGGUGCGACGCUUGCUAAUGGGGGUAAACCGGAAGAGGCGAUCGCAGCGUACCACAAAGCAUUGGAACUGCGGCCGACGUUUACACGCGCGAUCUACAACCUCUCGGUCUCGUGUUUGAACCUGGGCGCUCAUCACGAGGCAGCGGAACAUCUGCUUGCUGCGCUGAGCUUGCAGCAGACGCACACGCUACCGGACGUACCUGAGGGCGAGCAGCCGGCGCCGACGCCGUUGGCAGAAGCCGGCGAGAGUCACAAUCUCUGGUCGACGUUGAGGAGGAUCUUCUUGGUCAUGGAUCGCUUGGAUCUUGCGCAGAAGGCGCAUGUCGGUAGCAGUCUGGAGCAGUUCAGGGGUGAAGGAUUCGACUUCUGA